Arabidopsis lyrata subsp. lyrata is the source of this 867-nucleotide messenger RNA. RefSeq names its product probable RNA-binding protein EIF1AD. The transcript is spliced from 4 exons. Gene Ontology annotation, biological process: translational initiation. The record is from RefSeq and is a predicted model, not a curated record. Gene Ontology annotation, molecular function: translation initiation factor activity; RNA binding. Gene Ontology annotation, cellular component: nucleus. The coding region runs from base 349 to 867 and encodes 172 amino acids. NCBI's taxonomy places the organism in Eukaryota, Viridiplantae, Streptophyta, Magnoliopsida, Brassicales, Brassicaceae.
AAUUCGAUCAAAUAUUCAGGAAUUUUCGAAUCGACGGAGAUGGUGAAGGAGUGGAAUUCAAAGCGCCGGAGAAGAUUCAUAGACCGCCGCGUGAUAAUAACGAAUUGCCGGUUUAUCUGCCAAUUCGUUUGCACCGACGUGGCUUGUGAAUGACAAUAAUACCCUCAGCCUAUAAAUAUAAAUAACGAAAUUACCCCCGUUGAACAAAACAACUCGAUUUUAGUUUACUGUGUAUUUUUGCGAAGCUUCUCUUCUCUAUUGGAACUUAAGCGAUUCCAGUAAAACGGCACACAACUGCAAAACCCUAAUCUCAAUUUCUGUGGAAUAUUUGGAAUUUGAGUAGAAGAGAUGAACAGAGGAAGAAGGAAUCUGAAACAAGCGGCGUCAGAGCAGGAUUUCACGCUUGAGGAAUGUCAGAGCAUUGCCCAAGUCGUCUCUCUCAGAGGUUCCAAUCAAAUUGAGAUAAUGGAUGCAAAAGGAGAGAACUCAUUAGCUUUGUUUCCAGCUAAGUUUCGUGAGAGCAUGUGGAUCAGACGAGGAAGCUUUGUAGUGAUUGACCAUACAGGAAAGGAAAAGGCUCAAGAGUCUGGUAGUAAAGUUACAUCUAUUGUCUGUAAAGUUCUAUUCUUUGAGCAAGUCCGUCUCCUUCAAAAGUCCCCGGAAUGGCCGGAAAUCUUCAAAGAUACUAAACCGAUUCCAGCUGAUAAAAGCUCACCCAUUGAACAGCAUGAAGAUGACGGUGAAAUUGAUUCGAGUGAUGAUGAUGAUGAUGGCAUGCCCCCAUUGGAAGCAAACACAAACAGAUUGAGACCGUUUGGUGUGCAAUGUACUGCAGAAACAGAUUCAGGGUCAGAUUCCGAUUCAUAG